AUGAGCAAAAUCUUCCUUCUCCUCCACCUCCUCCUUCUCUUCUCCUUCUUCUCUCCUUCAGAUGCAAGUAGGAAUCAUCUGCCCGUUCUCCGCCUACCGUCCCUGCGCCUCCGAGGAGGUUACCAGCGAAUCGAGCCACAAGUGAACGCAACGUGGGAUGCCCGGUCACUCAAGAUGGAAAUAAAGGAAAAGGGCUGGGGGGCUUGCUAUUGGAAGACGAAUGGAACUGAAGAUUACUUGGGCAUUGCAGGGAGAAUCUUCGCGUUCGAACCUUCAAAGACGUGUAUCUUGCCGUUAUGGAAUGCCGAGAUCGAAGACUUGAGUUUCCCGCGUUGGCAGGACGGCAAGGAGGUUGAUUUCGAAGAGAUGAAACGGGUGAAUCAAGCUGGUUACCCUUUCAGAUUCUGGCUUUCAAAGCUUCUCAACACCAAAGAGGAAGGCGAGAAUAAGCUGAAAAUUGGUGGACUGUCCUCCUUGGCCUCGCCUUUCCAACUUAUUGCGUUGACAAAUUCCAUUCAGAGCAACUUCAUGGCCCCUUAUGACUUCAUCAUCGCAGACCGGAAGGUAAUCCGGCAGAAGUACGCGGUGAAGGAGCGUCCAUUCGGCAGCAAAGACAACUGCUGGGUGUUCCAGAUGCAAGGGGAGGGAGAGCCCAGGAUUGUGAAUAUCAAGCUGGGGGAGGACGAUCGUAUGUUGUCGCAGAGAGAACCGAUGCACGUCUUCCAGCUAGAGACCUUCAAUGCUUCCUUAGAUCGCCCGGUCGACGUCACCCACGGCGUCUCAGGACUUCCUCUCUUGCUAAAUGGUGAAAGAGUCUCCACGUAUAUCCGGUGGAAGUCAAACUUGAGGCCGAUGCGCCCCAAUGAAGUCACGUGGAACCCUGAGACAACAAGAGCUGCCUUCACUGCAAUCUGCACGCUAGGAGAGCAUGUUUGCCUCGCCACCAUCUUCAAAGAGCUCACUGUGCACGAAUUUGCCGUGUGCUUGCAGGAUUUCGGAAUGAGAGACGCGCUGUUGCUGGGAGGGAGUGGGGACGUUUGCAGCUGGGUUCGACAAGGUGACCUUGACACAAGUUUCUUGGCCGCCAAGCCUAGAUCAGGUUGUGAUCGUCAGGUAGUACGAGAUCUUUCAUUCGACGAGGCAUAA
Messenger RNA from Guillardia theta CCMP2712, 1146 nucleotides. RefSeq lists its product as hypothetical. Bases 1 to 1146 code for a protein of 381 amino acids. The transcript is spliced from 6 exons. Lineage: Eukaryota; Cryptophyceae; Pyrenomonadales; Geminigeraceae. The record is from RefSeq and is a predicted model, not a curated record.